Cotesia congregata is the source of this 2565-nucleotide messenger RNA. NCBI's taxonomy places the organism in Eukaryota, Metazoa, Arthropoda, Insecta, Hymenoptera, Braconidae. The record is from the annotation of a GenBank genome assembly.
AUGUGGCCAAAAACACCAAGUGCUUUUAAAAAACUCAAAGAUUAUCAUUGGAAAAAGUUGUUGACAAACCAACAAGAAUUGUCAGGAUGGAGAACGAUGGCUGGUGGAUCCAAUGAACCACCAAAAGGGCAUAAUUUAUCAUUACCUGAAAGUAAGCAUGUCGUGAUAUGUGGAGGUGGUGUCAUGGGUGCUGCAGUUGCUUAUCACUUAGCAGCUGCGGGAUUAGGACCACAAACUAUUCUUCUUGAAGGGUCUAGAAUUGGUGAAGGGACAACUUGGCAUUCAUCUGGUUUAGUUGGAGCAUUUAAACCAAGUUUAUUUCAAGUGAAGCUAACACAAGAUAGUAUCGCUCUGUACAAAGAUCUUGAAGCAAGAGGUCUUUCAACUGGAUGGAAACAAUGUGGGAGCCUGUCAGUUGCUAGAACUAGAGAUAGGAUGACGUCCUUCAGACGUAUGAAAGCUCAAGCUGUAUCUCGUGACAUCGAAUGCGAGCUGAUAACUCCAGCAGAAGCCCAAAAACUUUGUCCUCUACUCCGAGUCGAUGAUUUAGUAGGCGGUAUUUGGAUCCCGGGUGAUGGUGUUGCUGAUCCUUAUCUUACUUGUUUAACUUUAAUCGAAGAAGCUCAGAAAAACGGAGUAGAAAUUUAUGAAAAUUGUCGUAUAACAAAAGUAUUGAGUAACCAAGGAAAAGUAUCCAAAGUUGAAACCACUCGUGGCUUGGAUCCAAUGACUCCAGUGGUACGAGAUCUAGACGGGUCUGUUUAUUUUCGCGAAAACGGGGGAAGAAUACUAGCCGGUGGCUUUGAAUCAAAUGCCAAGCCAGCAUUCGAAGAUGGGAAAAUACCUGAAAAUAUUUCGGAGCGAAUUUUACCCGAAGAUUGGGACCAUUUUCAUGUUCUGUUAGAAGAAAUGCUCCAGCGUAUUCCCUCGAUGGGAGAUGCUGAGUUAGAACGUCUGUGCAAUUGUCCAGAAGCCUUUUCUCCCGACUGUAAAUGGAUCGUCGGCGAAGCUCCGGAACUUCGAAAUUAUUACGUCGCAGCUGGAAUGAAAACCAUCGGAGUUUCGGCAGCUGGUGGAGUUGGACGAGCUACUGCGGAGCUGAUAAUUAAUGGAUCAACCUCCUUUGACAUGUACGAGCUAGAAGUCUCGCGGUUUUUGGGCCUCCAUAAUAAUCGGACUUUUUUACGUGAUCGAGUUAGAGAGGUACCGAGUACGCAUUACGCGCUUCAGUAUCCUCACCAUGAAUACAAGACUGGUAGAAAUCUCAGGAUGUCGCCGAUCUAUCCUAAAUUAAAAGAAGCUGGUGCUGUUUUUGGUCAAGUCAUGGGAUAUGAACGUCCUAGUUGGUUUGAGCCAGCUUCUGACGAUGAUUUUGACCCAAUUGAUGAGUCUCGCAGAUAUAAAAUCGCUUACACAAAUACUUUCGGAAAACCACCAUGGUUUGAUGCGGUUGCUAAUGAAUAUGCUGCAUGCAGAGAAACAAUUGGUCUAAGUGACUAUUCUUCUUUUACCAAAAUUGAUUUAUGGUCAAGUGGUACAGAAGUUGUGGACUUACUCCAAUAUCUGUGUUCAAAUGACGUAGAUGUGCCAAUAGGAGGUAUUAUUCACACUGGAAUGCAGAAUCAUCGCGGUGGAUAUGAAAAUGACUGUAGUUUGGCUCGUAUUUCACACAACCAUUACAUGAUGAUUGCACCGACAAUCCAGCAAACGAGGUGUAAGCAUUGGAUAAGACGUCAUCUACCAGCAGACGGAUCCGUCGCAGUGUCUGAUGUGACAUCAGCAUAUACUGCAAUUUGCAUAAUGGGAUCUGCGACUCGGCAAUUGCUAGCUGAGCUUACUGAUACCGAUCUUAGUCCUAAAAAUUUUCCGUUUUUUACUUUUAAAGAACUUGACGUAGGUCUGGCGACUGGAAUAAGGACGAUGAAUUUGACACAUACUGGAGAGCUUGGAUAUGUCUUGUACAUUCCCAAUGAGUUCGCUCUUCAUGUAUAUACGAGAUUGAUUGAAGCUGGCGAAAAAUACGGAAUGAAACAUGCUGGAUAUUAUGCGACGCGUGCUUUGCGUGUGGAAAAAUUUUAUGCAUUUUGGGGUCAAGAUCUAGAUACCUUUACUACUCCAUUAGAAUGUGGACGUGCUUGGCGUGUUAAAUUUGACAAAGACAUAGAUUUUAUUGGAAGGGAUGCAUUGAUGAAACAACGUGACACCGGAGUUGAGCGCAAGUACGUUCAAUUAUUAUUAAUUGACCACGAUCCGGACAUCGAUAUCUGGAGCUGGGGAGGCGAACCGAUAUAUAGAAAUGGACAAUACUGUGGAAUGACAACUACUACCGGUUAUGGAUAUACUUUCAAAAGCCAAGUAUGUCUUGGAUUUAUUCAAAAUAUUGACGACAAAGGUCGUAAUCAAGUAGUGACCAAUGAGUACGUGUUAUCAGGUGACUACGAAGUUGACGUUGCAGGUAUAAGAUACCGAGCCAAAUGCCACUUACACAGCCCGAAUCUGCCGACUAAAUUUCCUGACAAGGAACGUGAUUCUUAUCACGCUACUCGUGAUCAAGUAACUCGGUAA